Molecule: messenger RNA, 1561 nt
Organism: Daldinia caldariorum
Lineage: Eukaryota; Fungi; Ascomycota; Sordariomycetes; Xylariales; Hypoxylaceae
Product: PH domain-like protein
Exons: 1
Coding region: 187-1215 (342 amino acids)
Biological process (GO): positive regulation of catalytic activity; deadenylation-independent decapping of nuclear-transcribed mRNA; deadenylation-dependent decapping of nuclear-transcribed mRNA
Cellular component (GO): P-body
Molecular function (GO): enzyme activator activity; mRNA binding
Source: RefSeq, a predicted model, not a curated record
CCAGAACCCGACAACAAAAGCAAAUUCCCAUACUCAUACAUAAACUUUAACUUCACGCCUCGUACGUAAACACUUCAUUAUCGACAAGCAUACCUAGCACGAGACAGGCCGAACAAAGAACCAUUGUACUCCCCCUCCCAAGCUCCAAAUUCUAUUAAAAAAAUACUUUCUACUUCAUAGCGCAAAAUGUCUCAGACGACAUCAACACCCCGCAAAUACCAAAACCGAGGUCAUCAACAACAACAACAACAACCACAUCAACAACAGCAACACCACCAGAAUAACCCGUCCUUCUCUCGCUCGCCGCACCCGCAUCCUCACUCUCACUCACACUCCUCUCAGCAACAUCCCCAGCUGCAGCACGGUCAUAACCACACCCGCAACCGAUCGCAGCAACUCCGCGCCCAAGCAGCAGAGCUCCAAUACAGCGGCGGCGGCGCCGCCGCCACAACAACAGCAGUAGCCUCGGACUACGAAUCCGACACAGCGCACUACAUGGCAUCUCACCCGCCCCCGCCCCCGGCCGCCCUCGUCGGCCGCACCAACACGGAGCUGAACAUCAGCGUGCUGCGGCGGUACCGGCCCAGCAUCACAAGCAUCCUGUCGAUCGCCGCGCACGCCGUCGUCUACGUCUUCACCCCGCCGGCCAAGUGGGACAAGUCCAACAUGGAAGGCACGCUGUUCAUCUGCGCGCAGGACGCCGACGGCGAGGCCGCCGCCGCCGACGGCUGCCUCUUCGUCCUCAACCGCAAGGGCAUGCAGAACCUGAUCCUCGACCUCAACACCGUCAGCGACUUCGAGCUCGCCACCAGCCUGCUCAUCUUCAGGCUCGAUCAUAACCUCGGCGAAGGUCCCGCCGCCGCCGCCGCCGCCUCCCCUCAGAUCCCCAUGGAAAACGGCGAGUCCGUCCGCCCGAAAGUCCUCGGCAUGUGGAUCUACGCCGAGGACGAGCAGGACAGGCGCACUAACGCUGCGCUGAUUCACGAGAUGUGGUCCAAGGCGCGCUCCUCUUCCUCCUCCGCCCGGGAGGACAGGGGCGAUACUACCAGGAGGAACGACGACGACGAGGACGACGAGGCUAGUGUCCCGUCGAGCGAGUCGCCGGCCGGUGACGACGCCGGGGGCCAUCGUGUGCCCGCGACGCAAGGGCUCGGCCGCCAAGUAAGUCUUAAUGAGCUCUUCGGUAGGAAUCACAACGGGAUCGGAGGGGCUUGAAAGAAGGAAAGACGGACAGGGGGGAAUAAUCACCUAAGGUACCUCCUUAGCUACGCUAGAAAUCGAUUUCAAAACUGGGGGAUUGAAAAGAAUAAAGCAUUCAAGGUCAAACCCCCGCUACAAACAGAACAGAGUUACGACAGGCAGGCAGCUUGGGAAAUAGGAGUUCUCGUUCGGCGUUUUCGAGAGAAAGAGAGAGAUACCCGGGAUAGGCGUUUUUUAUCUGGGGAUAGAAGAAGAAACAGAAAAUGGAUUUUAUCUCGAACUUAUCAAGUCGGGGCCGGUAGGGUGUCAUGAUCGUAUGUGUGUACCUACCUAACGUAAUGUUUUCGUUGUAUUUUUCAAA